AUCAUGGCCACCAUUAGCACCCAGCACACAUACCCGACCAUUCACAAGCUGUCGGUCAGGACACAUGAGGACGAGUCGGAGAGAAUAGAAAAUGGCAACAGCAGGGCUCACUCGCUGUGCGAAGACACGUCCUCCGAGCUGCAGCGAGUGAUCUCCAUGGAGACCAAAGGGCAGCCUGAAUCCCGCAGGAGUUCAGCCAAUGGUGCCCACGCGCUCGCCAGAAUAAGUCAUCUUAUCCUCACUCUGAGGAAUUGGGCGGCUCGGCACAUGCACACCGAAGAUCAGAGGCCUGACUCUUUCUUGGAACGCUUUCGAGGGCCAGAAAUAAAGGAGGCGUCCAGCAGGGAGAGCAACACCCAGUCAGGGAUGGGCAAUCCAGAGCGUCAAGGGAAGAGUAAGAACCACUGGUCUCAGGUGUGUUUCAAUGCCAACAAUUGUAACAACAAGGACGAGGACAAGGAGGAGAAGAAAGAGGACCAAAAAGAGGAAAAGAAAGAAGAGAAAAAGGAGAAGAAAGACGACAAAAAAGAUGACAAGAAAGAUGAUAAAAAGAAAGAAGAGAAGAAGAAAGAAAUGUUCAUCAUCGAUCCUGCAGGGAACCUCUACUACAGAUGGCUGUCCAUUAUCUUCGUACCAGUGAUGUACAAUUGGUGCAUGUUGGUGUGCAGGGCUUGUUUUGAUGAACUUCAAGUGGAUCACCUUACCUUGUGGCUGGUAUUGGAUUAUACAGCAGACGUCAUAUACUUAAUAGAUGUGUUAGUAAGAUUUCGGACAGGUUUUCUCGAACAAGGACUGCUGGUCAAGGACUCAAAGAAACUAAGAGCCAAUUACACGAAAACCCCUCAGUUUAGGAUGGACGCAAUUUCUCUCCUCCCAACGGACUUGGGCUACCUCAAGGUGGGGAUGAAUUACCCGGAACUCAGGUUCAAUCGUCUCUUUAGGUUCGCCCGCAUGUUUGAAUUCUUUGACCGGACGGAAACCAGGACCAACUAUCCGAACAUAUUCCGUAUCGGGAUCCUGGUUCUGUACAUCCUGAUCAUCAUCCAUUGGAAUGGCUGUAUUUUCUACGCCAUAUCCAAAAUGAUUGGGUUUGGGACAGAUACCUGGGUUUACCCCAACAUCUCACACCCGGAGUAUGGCAGGCUCAGCAGGAAAUACAUCUACUGCCUUUACUGGUCAACGCUGACAUUGACCACCAUUGGGGAGACACCUCCUCCGGUCAGGGACUUUGAAUACCUUUUCGUGGUGAUUGACUUUCUGGUUGGAGUGCUCAUCUUUGCUACCAUCGUGGGUAACGUGGGCUCGAUGAUCUCCAACAUGAACGCCUCGCGGGCUGAGUUCCAGACCAAGAUCGACUCCAUCAAACAGUACAUGCAGUUCCGUAAGGUCAGCAAAGACCUGGAGGCCAGGAUCAUCAAGUGGUUCGACUACCUGUGGACCAACAAGAAGACGGUGGAUGAGAAGGAAGUGCUCAAGAACCUCCCCGACAAGCUGAAGGCUGAGAUUGCCAUCAACGUCCACCUGGAUACGCUGAAAAAGGUCAGGAUCUUUGCCGAUUGCGAAGCAGGGCUUCUCAUUGAGCUGGUGCUGAAACUACAGCCUCAGGUGUUCAGCCCAGGUGACUAUAUCUGCAGGAAGGGGGACAUUGGCAGGGAGAUGUACAUCAUCAAAGAAGGCAAGCUGGCGGUCGUUGCUGAGGACGGCAUCACCCAGUUUGUCGUGUUGAGCGACGGCAGUUACUUUGGCGAAAUCAGCAUCUUGAACAUAAAGGGCAGCAAGGCAGGUAACAGGCGGACAGCUAACAUCAGGAGCAUCGGUUACUCCGAUCUUUUCUGCUUGUCCAAAGACGACCUGAUGGAGGCACUGACCGAGUACCCGGACGCCAAGAAGAUCCUGGAAGAGAAGGGGCGACAGAUCUUGAUGAAGGACAACUUGAUAGACGAGGAGGCAGCAAAGGCAGGGCCGGAUUCCAAGGAUAUGGAGGAGAAAGUGGAAAGAAUGGAAUCCUCGCUGGACAACCUGCAGACUCGGUUCGCUCGGCUUAUGGCUCAGUACAACUCCACCCAACUCAAGCUGAAGCAGAGACUCACGAAGCUGGAGAACAGGGUCAGAACCUUUGGAAGCGGAUAUCUAUCCGAUGAAACGGACAGUCUAACUGACAUAGAAGCCGGGAAAAGUGACAACGGCAGUACAAACAAGUGAAUCUCCUUGUUACUUUGAUACUCAAACCACAUCACAGUCAAGUAAAUAAAUUAUUUUUGUAUAAA
Callorhinchus milii (elephant shark) is the source of this 2267-nucleotide messenger RNA. RefSeq names its product cyclic nucleotide gated channel subunit alpha 3a (gene cnga3a). Gene Ontology annotation, biological process: monoatomic cation transmembrane transport; potassium ion transport. Gene Ontology annotation, cellular component: intracellular cyclic nucleotide activated cation channel complex; plasma membrane. The record is from RefSeq and is a predicted model, not a curated record. Gene Ontology annotation, molecular function: protein-containing complex binding; voltage-gated potassium channel activity; intracellularly cGMP-activated cation channel activity. NCBI's taxonomy places the organism in Eukaryota, Metazoa, Chordata, Chondrichthyes, Chimaeriformes, Callorhinchidae. Bases 4 to 2202 code for a protein of 732 amino acids. The transcript is spliced from 8 exons.